Molecule: messenger RNA, 939 nt
Organism: Postia placenta MAD-698-R-SB12
Lineage: Eukaryota; Fungi; Basidiomycota; Agaricomycetes; Polyporales; Adustoporiaceae
Product: carbohydrate esterase family 16 protein
Exons: 5
Coding region: 1-825 (274 amino acids)
Molecular function (GO): hydrolase activity, acting on ester bonds
Source: RefSeq, a predicted model, not a curated record
AUGCCGAACCUCUCCAUCCUCAAGCCGUCGUGGCGGGGCCUCUCGAACAUAAACAAUUUGAUAAUAUUCGGUGACUCGUAUUCAGAUGUAGGCUAUCGACCGCGAACUUCCCCUCAUCCUACAGAAGAUCAGCCCCUCGGUGUCGAAUUUCCGGGCGUGACUUGGUCUGGGCCUGAUGCCUCUAAUUGGGUCGGAUCUCUGAUCACAGAGUAUAUCACCCACGGACCUGUGCUGGUAUACGACUACGCCGUAGGAGGCGAUACGGUCGCUGGCGUCCAUGACCAAAUCCGUAUCGGAUUCCUGCCGGAAGUAGGCAAGAGACCCGAAUGGGCUCCAUGGUCCCCCACAGAUACUUUAUUUGUGACAUGGGUGGGCAUCAACGAUUGUGGAUGGCCGGAAGAGGAUGUAGCAAGAGAGGCUGUGAAGCAGCUUUUCGAGGAACAAGAGCUUAUCUACGAAGCAGGCGCGCGCAAUUUUCUCUUAGUUGAUGUUCCGCCCGUCCAUCUUUCACCCGUCGGUCGUGCCGUCUCAGCAGAUGGCCUCACAUACCGAGCUUGGAACACUCAGCUGCAAGAAAGUGUGGCGCAGUUCUCUGCUUCUCAUCCAGAAGUCUCCAUCUUCAUAUUCUCGUCCUGGGAUACAUUCAAGCGUGUUCUACACAAUCCUAUCUCACACGGCUUCUCCUUUGAAGAUGUGUCCAAGAGAGAUGGCCAGAUAUGGGUCGACCACCUGCACCCGACAAGUCAGAUGCACGACUGGAUCGCUCGCGACAUGGCAGAAUUCUUGUACGCACAGCCCCCACACAAGAACAAGGAGGGUGAGUAAGAUUGCAUCAAUAGGUUCCUCACACAUUGCUCGGAGGUAUAGGUGUCAAAUACACGGAUGUGGAUUUUUUUUGCGGUGAAAGGCCGGGAUUUAGGGAAUACAUUUUGUCUCGCA